GUGAUUCGCAAACAUACCGGAAAAGGUUUUAACUAAACAGGAAGUAUACUGCCAAUGUUUGGGAGAUUUUAAAAAUGUGACCGUGUCACUUGUGUAAUUGUAUUCUUUUCACCCCUUCAACUUUAAUAUUUUAAAGUUUUACACGUUUUUUGGGAACAUGGCUUGUUUCUUUAGACGGAGAAUAGCAGCGCAGCUCGGCAGGACGAUGCGGCUGUGCGAGGAUGCAUUUAUUCCAGCUUUGUCGGCUGUCCCAGUCUUUAAGAAACAGCAGACUGCCGACUUGAGGCUGUCAAUCAACAUGUUAAGAGAUAAUGGUGUUUUACCAUCCAUUGGAGACAUUCGAGCACAAACGGAACACCUGGCCCGUCAGCUGAAGCAAGACAGUGUGGUGGAGGAAAUAACUGCUGAAUCAGCUGUAAUUUACUUCAGAUUCAAUCGCAAACUCCUUGCCCAGAAAAUCCUGGAACCUUUAAGAAUGGGGGGCAACAGCAAAUUUGGGCUGAAUAGUGAACUUUUGAAGUCCCUAAAGCGAGGAUUGACAUUAGUGGAGUACAGUUCUCCAAACAUUGCAAAAAAGUUCCAUGCUGGACACUUACGAUCUACAAUUAUCGGAAACUUUAUUGCCAAUCUGAAGCAAUCUCUUGGAAACAAAGUUAUCCGAAUGAACUACCUUGGAGACUGGGGCUUGCAAUUUGGUCUGCUUGGAGUUGGUUUCAGGCAGUUUGGCAGUCAGGAGCAGUUGAAACAAAACCCUUUACAACAUUUGUUUGAGGUUUAUGUCAAGGUGAACCAGGAAGCAGAACACAACGAGGACACGAGGCUGGCGGCCAGAGACUUCUUUCGACAACUGGAACACCAUGAAAGUGGGGCCGUGUCACUAUGGCAACAGUUCAGGGACAUCACAGUGAGCGAGUAUCGGCACGUUUACAAGCGGUUAGGGCUGGACUUUGACGUGUAUUCCGGGGAGUCUUUUCACCAGGAAAGGGUGCAGGAGGUGGUGCAGCAGCUGCAGGACGGAGGCCUGUUGAAGACCACAGAGAAGGGCGCAGGUGUUGUGGACCUGUCAGCGGCCCAAGACAUGAGCACCGUCUCCACUGUGCUGCGCAGCGAUGGCACAAGUCUUUACAUCACCAGGGACAUUGCUGCUGCCAUUGACCGCAAAGAACAAUACCAUUUUGAUGAGAUGAUUUAUGUGACUGAUAAAAGCCAAACAAAUCACUUCCAGCAAUUGUUCCAGAUCUUGCAAGCCAUGGGACAUUCCUGGGCUGACAGGUGUCAUCACGUGACCUUUGGCCUGGUGCAGGGCAUGAAGACCCGAGGUGGGGAGGUGGUCUUCUUGGAGGACGUGCUGGACGAGGCCCGCGCCAGGAUGCUGCACAACAUGAAGCAGUCGAAAACAACAAAAGAAAUGGACGACGCCGAGGACACGGCCCAGAAAGUGGGAAUCAGCGCACUUAUAGUCCAGGAUUUUAAAGGUCCGUUGCAGUCUGGUUACAAGUUCGACUGGGACACCAUGCUCCAGGCUCAAGGAGACACGGGUGUUUUCCUCCAGUACACACACGCUCGAGUCUGCAGUUUAAUACAGAGAAAUGACAACAUCGACGCUGCUACUUUUGAUCCUUCGCUUCUCACUGAGCCAUCAAGCAUCGCCAUCCUCCAACACCUCCUGCGCUACGACGAGGCCUUGUACCAGUCGGCCCAGGAUCUGCAACCCAAACACCUGCUCAACUUCCUAUUGAAGCUGUGCCACCUGAUCGCCUCCGCACACAGAGAGCUGCCCGUCAAAGGGAGCCCACAGGAAGUUGCUCAGGCAAGACUACGACUUUUCAGCGGGUCCGGCUCUGUUCUGGCUGACGGGAUGAGAAUCCUUGGCAUUACACCAGUUGACAAAAUGUAAAUAGGACUUCUUGAAUAAAACACUACAAAAGUGUAA
This is a messenger RNA of Nerophis ophidion (straightnose pipefish), 1933 nucleotides long. It is a transcript of the gene rars2, whose product is annotated as arginyl-tRNA synthetase 2, mitochondrial. Gene Ontology annotation, biological process: mitochondrial translation; arginyl-tRNA aminoacylation. The record is from RefSeq and is a predicted model, not a curated record. Gene Ontology annotation, cellular component: mitochondrion; cytoplasm. The transcript is spliced from 20 exons. Lineage: Eukaryota; Metazoa; Chordata; Actinopteri; Syngnathiformes; Syngnathidae. The coding region runs from base 158 to 1897 and encodes 579 amino acids. Gene Ontology annotation, molecular function: ATP binding; arginine-tRNA ligase activity.